This is a messenger RNA of Columba livia (rock pigeon), 3469 nucleotides long. Its product is annotated as polymeric immunoglobulin receptor. Bases 254 to 2422 code for a protein of 722 amino acids. The transcript is spliced from 11 exons. Gene Ontology annotation, molecular function: transmembrane signaling receptor activity. The record is from RefSeq and is a predicted model, not a curated record. Gene Ontology annotation, cellular component: plasma membrane. NCBI's taxonomy places the organism in Eukaryota, Metazoa, Chordata, Aves, Columbiformes, Columbidae.
CCUGCCAGGGUUUUUGGAUACUAUUCCUUUAAGGCAGAAUAGGUGGAAAUGCAGGGCUAGAGGUACGAGGAGUAUUUAAAACAGCCCGGCACUGCCAGAGCCCAGUGUCCGGCUGCGGCAGGGAGGCAGGACACCCAGAGAAGGUCCUGGGGUCGACCACCAACACCAGCAAAACAAGGAGCGGUCAGUCGAAAAGAAAAAACAAGAAUUCAAAGCAGUCUGCAGAAGUAUCUUGGAGUGGAAUGCAAGAAAAAUGACUUUACUGGCAUUUGCCUUUUUGCUUGCUUUCCUCCCAGCUGAAUCGGCAAACAGCAGAUACCCCCCCAAGGCAGCAAUCUCGAGCCCCGUGUUCGGACCAGGGCAGGUCUAUGGUCUGCUCAACGGCUCUGUUACUGUGAAAUGCUUCUACCCUCCCACCCGCGUGAACAGACACGACAGAAAGUAUUGGUGCAGGGAAUCGGGCACGAGCUGCAGGACCAUUGCCUCCACCAGCGGCUACACUGCUCCAGGCUACCGCCACAGAAUCUCCAUCACCGACUACCCACAGGCCGAAAACUUCCAGAUUGACAUCUCCGGGCUCACAGCGGCAGACGCAGGCACCUACCAGUGCGGUAUCGGUAUCAAUGGCAGAGGGCUCUCCCACAAAGUCAGUCUGGAUGUUUCCGAAGGUCCUCAUGAAACUGAGGGAGCUGAGCUCUUCUACGUGAAGCUGCACAGCACUUUGACCAUGUCCUGCAGCUUCGGGAAGGACAACGAGAGUGUGAGGAAAUACUUGUGCAAGAUGGAGAAAGAUGGCUGCCACGACAUCGUCGAUAGCUAUGGGAAAGUGGACGAGGAUUACAUGGGGAGAGUUCUGCUGACAAACGAGCAGUCUCCAGGCUCGUUCAGCGUUGUGAUAACCCAGAUGGACUGGGAAGACUCGGGCUUGUACCUGUGUGGGGCUGGCAAGUAUGGGGAGACUGGAGAAACAAAGGAACUGGAUGUGCAUGUGUAUGAGGAGACGAAUGUUCCUCAAGUAAAGCCCACAAUAAUUGGAGUAAAAGGAAGUUCAGUAACUUUUGAAUGCCACUAUGAGCCUCGCAAAAGGUCCUCAAUGAAGUACUGGUGCAAGUGGAGACAGAAUGGGUGCACUCGGAUCAUCGACACCACUGGGUACGUGUCGGGCCCAUAUGAAGGAAGAGUCGCCAUCAUCGACAGCCCAGCUAACAAUACGAUGACCAUCAUCCUGAACCAGCUGAAGGACAGUGACAAAGGCUAUUACUGGUGCAUGACAGACGAGGAGAAGGAGCAGCAAUCAUCAGCUGAGCUGAAGGUCAUAGAUGGAGAACCUGGACUGAAGGGAAAGAAGGAAGUGGAGGCGCAAGCAGGUUCACGGCUGGAUUUAACUUGCUCUUACCCAUGCAAGUACUACUCCUACCAGAAAUACUGGUGCAAGUGGGGCGAUGCCAGCUGCACCCCCAUGCCAGCUGCUGACCAGAGGCAGCCGGGGCCAGACGUUACCUGUGACACUGACAACAAGACAGUUGUCCUGAGCUUUGACUCGGUGGCCAAGACAGACCAAGGGUGGUACUGGUGUGGAGUGAAACGCGACGGCCUCUUUGGGGAAACCAUGGCAGUGCACCUGGAGGUGACCGAAGGGAGCAGUGCCGGCCGCAGCGUGGACCUCCUGGAUAUUGACAACCCCAGCCCUGCCGAGGUUCCCAGCCAACCCGAGGUCCCUCAUCCUGCCAACGUCCCUGCUGAGCUCCCCAUCCCUGCCGAGCUCCCCAUCCCUGCCAAGGUCCCACAUCCUGCCAACGUCCCCGUCCCUACCAAGGACCAUCAUCCUGUUGAGGUCCCCGCUGAGGUCCCUCGUCCUGCCAAUGUCCCCAUCCCUGCCAAGGACCAUUAUCCUGCCGAGGUCCCCAGCCCUGCCGCAGAUGGUUUUAUUCCCCAAGGAAGAGCCUACAGUGAUGCUGAAGUGCGAGGUGCAGCUGACUCAGAAAGCUCUGAUCAACGCCAGGGCCACAGUGCACUUCCUUUAGCCCUGGGCCUUGCUGGUACCGUGAUCCUGGUCCUCGUGGCAGCUUUUGCCAUUUUUAAAUACAGACAGUUGAAGAGAUCUGAUCUGGUGUCCGUCGGGAGCUACAGGACAAACAUCAGCAUGUCGGACUUUGAAAGCGUGAAGGAGUACAGUGCGAGCAAUAAUGCCUGCGUGAAAGAUACCCAGGAGACUCAGAUUGGAGGGGAUGAGUUCAUCACCACUGCAGCUACCCCAGAAAGUGCUGCUGAGAUAAAAAAGGCAAAAAGGAGCUCCAAGGAGGAUGCUGACCUCGCCUAUUCCACCUACCUCCUCACCUCCAACGCCAUCUCACAGGGCGGCUCCGGGGGGGACAGCGCUGUCCCUGACAUGGCCCCUCCGAAAUGGGAGGGUCAGAUCUGAAGGUGAGGGACCAAGACCCUCAGCAACUGGGACUGGCUCUACUUUGAGGAUCAGAGCAAGACAUCAGCAAGAGGCACCAUUUAUUGCAACCAUGAUUUGCUAUAGCUUGACCUUUUCUUUCUUUUUUUUUUUUUUUUUUUUGCUUAAACUCAGCUUUGAGCAGUGAUUUAGGAGGAAUCGUUUGAUGCCAAAUAGGGCGGCUGGGCUGGAAACAGAUCUGAGUGAGCAGGUCAGACUGGGAAACGUCAGGGGCUCUGGUGGCUUAGCUCAGUGACAGCACCAGCCCCACCAGUGCCCUUCCAACAUGGGGGGUUCUCAAAGGCCAGAAGGGGCAUUAAAAAUAUAUAUAUAUCUCUCAUUUUUCUUUUAAAGACAGCUGGAAAACCCUUUAGAACAAUGACUCACGCUUUUGAUUUGUCUUAGCUUUCUCACCCAAAGGGCAGUACCUGCAGGACAUGGUCUGAAGUGUUUUUAUGCAGAAGCAAUAAAGAAUUACCACUGGCUUUCAGCAGACCAGGGGAACUUGAAGUCAGUGGGAGGGUAUGGGGAAAGUGCACCCAAAAAGGUGCAGUAAGGGUGCAUUUGGUUGGGGCGCUUUUUCCUCCUCUUACUGCAGCAUUACAGCAUCACAUCAGGUGUUGUAAAUGGCACAGGACAGCAGAAGAAACCCACAACUAAUGGAGAUAAACAGGCAAUAUUACAAGUAAUGUUUCUCACAUGCAUUUUCAUCAACAGAAGGAACUGAUCACAGCAUGAAUGUUAGUUAGCAUGACAACCUAUCAGCAGCCUAUAUAGCUGAUUAGGCACCAGCGUUCACUGUAUUCAUUUGCAUAGUACAGACUAAACUCCCCAGAGCAGCUGAACCAACCAUUUCCCAUUUCUGACUUGGAGGUGGAACCACUGAGCCAAAUCCGUCCUCCUCUGCCACAGAGAGUGGUCUUGGAAACCCACCCUUUGCUUAAUAAACCUGAGCCACACGUCACUCACACAUUUUCCCUGGCCGACCCCAUUUUUAUCCAGGCAGAAAUGAGAGUGACUGCAAUUAAA